UUUCUGCAGUUCCGGAAGCGGAUCGUGUUGGGUGCAGGUGACGCCGCCGAGCGUGAGUGUCCCUCAGUAUGGAUUAAACUUGCGAACCGCCGUGCCCCGUUUCCGCAGCCAGUUCCCGGGCUCGCUACAGACCUUUUUUUUUUUCUUUUUUUUUUUUUUUUUUGGUGAGACGGAGAUUUACUCUUGUUGUCCAGGCUGGAGUGCAAUGGCGCGAUCUUGGCUCACCGCAUCCUCCGCCUCCCAGGUUCAAGCGAUUCUCCUGCCUCAGCCUCCCGAGUAGCUGGGAUUACAGGCAUGUGUCACCACGCCCGGCUAAUUUUGUAUUUUUAGUAGAGACGGGGUUUCACCGUGUUGCCCAGGCUGAUCUCGAACUCCUGACCUCAGGUAAUCCGCCCGCCUCGGCCUCCCAAAGUGCUGGGAUUACAGGCGUGAGCCACUGCGCCCGGCAGCUACAGACCUUAAGAUCCCCGCACCGCGCCCUCCACCCCAGCUGACUCGCGGUGUGGGUUCGGAGUCGCUUCUCUUUGGGUUGAAGUCGCUCUGAGGCUUCUCCCUGUCCCCGGCCUUUCGCGUCUUCCUCCCGCUUAAAACCCUUUCCUGACCCCUCCUCCCGCCCCGGGCUUUUUAAAGUCCUCACCCGCGAGGUGGAUUCCCGCCCUGGGCGCCUCCCAGCCUCGCCCUCGUCGGCCCCUGGAGCGCAGCUCCUCAGCCCCGGUACCGGGGAGGCCGCGCCUCUGCCUGGUCCUGGCAUCCUGCAGACCCCACCCCUCUCCUAAGGCGCCGUCGCCCCGCCACCUCCCUCCUCCUCGUGUCGGGCCCUGCUGCUCCCCAGGCCUCCCCUUCGCAGUCACCGCUUCUCCUGAGCCCGCGCUGGGGAGGUGCCCGGGGCCUGUCCUGUGACACCCGGUGUUCUUGCCUGCCCAGCUCCAGCCCCUGGAAAAUGCGCUCCUCCAAGAUGCAGGCGUCUUAGUCCAAACCCUCCUGUGAAUGUGUGGACCAAGGGGAUUAGCAGGUAGAGAAAGGGGCAGAGACAGAGAGAGAAGUAGAAAAACUGAGAGGAAAGAGUGAGGGAAACCCGUAAACAGAUGGCAAAGUAGAGGAUGGGCGAGGGAUUUGCAGAUGGUAAGAGAAGGAGCUGAGAAGGCAGAAGGAGAAAAGCGACUGGGGAAAUGUAGAGAAAAGCUCGAUGUCCAGAGAGAUGAAGGACAGCAAGGUAGGGAGAGGGCCAGAAAGUGGGAGGCUCCUCAGACAGAGUCCGGGAGAGGAGGAGGGAUUUGGAACCAGGGCAGACAAGCAGCGUGGUGCUGGGACAGCAAGAGGGGACAGCCGGUGACGAGGAGGGCAGAAGGAGAACCACAGCAGGGGGAGGCCUGGGAUCCGGGGGUGCCAGAGAGUGGGGCGAGAGGUGUAGAAGGGAAGAGGAGAUUCAACAGAGGGAGCAGAGAUGGGAGAAGAAAGAGGCAGAAAUAUAUGGAGACUGGGGACAAUGAAAAGAUUGGGGAGAAAGAGGAAUCAGAGUUGAAACAAGGCCCCAGAAUGGGACAGAACAGGUGCAAGCGGAGGAAGAAGGGGAGAAAUAGCAGGAGAUGAGAGGGGCUCAAAACGACGCGCAAAGAACCAGGGGAAAAACACAGAAAAUAAAAAAUAAGCUAAUGUGAGGAUGAGAGCUAUGUAGAGGAUGAGGGAGGGAAACACACAGUAUGGAACCAAGAGAGGGACCCUGAGUCCAGGUGAGUGGUGCGUUGAUUAGAUGUGAUGAUGACAUUGUGACAUUGGUUUCUGGGUUUAUAAUAAUGCAACACAUUUAAAAUACGUUUACUUAAAUUAUGCAGUUGCAAAUGAGAAUGGAAGAAACUCCUUUAUGUAAAAUGCGUAAGAUGUGCAUUUGACAAUUAUUAGUAUUAGGGUAUAGCUUCAUUUGCAAUCACUAUUCAAACCAGAGAGCAGUGACUUCGCUCAUUUAGUUUUGAGUCCACCCACUUCCCUUUUCCUGGAAUAGGGUAGGGUGUGGGUGAGUGUAUGAACUAAGAGGAAAAAAUAUUUUUCCUUUGAUUUUCUUUCCUGUGACACUCAGUACAACAGGGCACAUUCUACACAGUGUCUCGCCUCCACUCACGAAAAUGUGUGCGGAUUUCUCCCACCAACAACCCAUUCUCUAUCAGACACUAACUGAGUGUCCUAUAGUUUAACUCAAUUCUGAAACUCUCUACCUGGAGUUAGCAUCAGAUCCCACUGAUUGAGGCUCAGUUCCACGAAAUUGCCCCCGCAUCAGGUGCCAGUUGUAAGUCUCCCGUUGGUACCUGAACUUCUGAGCGACCAGCUACACAUUGGGGAUUCCCUUGACAUCCCCCUCCCCACCACCUCAGGUUCUAUUAAUUUGUGAGGGCGGCUCAAAGAACUCAGGGAAAACACUUCACUUAGUUUACACAUUUGUUAUGAAGGAUAUUACAGAAGAUACAGAUGAACAGUCAGAAGGAAGAGCUGUCCUAGAAAGUUAAUCAAAGCCGAGGAGGGGUUAAGAGAACCACAGUAUUUAUCAGGUCAUUCAAAAGUAUAAGUGACAGUUACCACUGGCAUACUGUGUCUGAAGUGGGGGGCAGUUUUAGACUGAGCUCUGAACCUGUAGCACCUUGUCAUGCAGUCUUUUUUUUUUUUUUCUUUUUGAAACAGUCUCGCUCUGUUGUCCAGGCUGGAGUGCAGUGGCGCAAUCUUGGCUCAAGGCAGCCUCUGCCUCCCGAGUUCAAGCGAUUCUCCUGCCUGCCUCAGCCUCCCAAGUAGCUGGGAUUACAGGUGUGCACCACCACACCCAGCUAAUUUUUGUAUUUUUAGUAGAGACGAGGUUUUGCCAUGUUGGCCAUGCUGGUCUCUAACUCCUGGCCUCAAGUGAUCCUCCUGCCUUGGCCUCCCAAAGUGCUGGGACUACAGGCGUGAGCACUGUGCCCGGCCCAUGCUGUCUUGUAGAUAAUGUCAGAGUUGAAUGAAAUUGUAGGACCCCCGCCUCACCCCCCUGAGCUGGGAGUCCCCUGGGAGUCCCCUGGUCAUUGUGGGAAAAGCCACACACACAUUUUGGUGACUAGAGGUGAAGAAUUCUGUGUUUAGUGUGAGAGCAGAAUGUAGAGUUGGGUUUUUUCCUGUCUCAAAGACUAAAGGAAAAGACCUCCAAGUGGCCCACCCACCUGUCAGGACCUGUGAUCUCUACUCAGUCGUGACUGGGAAUGGCCUGUUCCUGCUUCUGGCUGCUGCUGGCCCUGCAAUUGUGUACCAUGUACCAGCCUCACUCACAGUCUCAGGACAAUAUGCGUGCCAUCAAUUUUAACUUUUUUUUUCCUUCACAAUCUGUAAAGCUUUCAAAAUUUUAACUGCAAGGGAAUUCAUCCCUGUACCCAGGGAGUGGUGUUCUCCAUUAAGACACGUACACAGGGCUGGGCACAGCGGCUUACACCUGUAAUCACAACACUUUCAGAGGCCAAGGUGGGAGGAUUGCUUGAGUCCAGGAGUUCGAAACCAGCCUGGGCAACAUAGCAAGACUCCGUCUCUACGAAAAAUAGAAAAAAAUAAGCUGGAUGUGGUGGCUUGCACCUGCGCUCCCAGCUACUUGCAAGGCUGAGGUGAGAGAAUCGCUUGAACACGAGAGCUUGAGGCUGCAGUAAGCCAUGUUCAUGCUGUCACACUCUAGCCUGGGCAACAGAGUGAGACCCUGUCUCAAAAACAAAAAACAAACACACACACACACACACACACACACACACACACACACACACACACACACAGAAUAAAGUCUUUUUUUCUUCUACGCUCCAUCUUUAAAACAAAAAAUACUCUAAAUUGGCCAGGCACGGUGGCUGACGCCUGUAAUCCCAGCACUUUGAGAGGCCAAGGCAGGUGGAUCCCUUGAGGUCAGGAGUUCGAGACCAGCCUGGCCAACAUGGUGAAACACGUCUCUACUAAAAAUACAAAAAUUAGCCAGGCAUAGUGGCACGCGCCUGUGAUCCCAGCUACUCUGGAGGUUGAGGCAGGAGAAUCGCUUGAACCUGGGAGGCGGAGGUUACGGUGAGCUGAGAUCACGCCAUUGCACUCCAGCCUGGGUGACAAGAGUGAGACUUCAUCUCAAAAAAAAACAAAACAAAACUCUAAACUACCUUUCAGUCUGUAGUAAGUACUCCUCUUCUAUGCUCCAUUUAAGAGCACAAUACACUACAAUUUUUUUUUUUUUUACUUUAUGUUCAAUUCUUGCCUUCAGUCCUUGCUUGAACUCUUGCUUGAAUCAAGCUCUCAUACCCAACAUUCCACUGAUCCUUUCUUUUUCAUUUACCAGUGAUGGAUCCAUUUGAAAUUCAAUGUUUAAUUUCCUGUCAUCUUUUCCAUUCCUAUCAGUAGCAUGUGGCACAGUUGCUCACUUUCUCUUCUAUUUUCUUGGCUUUUAGGACAUCCCGUUAAGCUUUACACAUCUAUUUGUUGUAAUUUUCUUGUUGCCUCCCUAAUCACAUUAUGCUUUCCUCUUCUUGUGUCUCCAGAACUUUCUGUUCUCUGAACAUGGGCUUAGUCCUCCAGCCACUUUUUUCUCUGUCCACACUCAUUGCCUUUCCUUAUCAACUCAGUUCAUGGCUUUGAACCCCACCUGCACAGCUUCAUGUCACCUGCAGGCCUCUCCUGUGAACUCUAGAUCCUGCAUCUAGGCCUCCCAAAGUGCUGAGGUUACAAGACGUGAGUGACCGUGCCUGGCUAAAUUUAUUACUUUUUUUUUUUUUAAGAGAAAUGGGGUCUCACUAUGUUGUUUAGGCUGGUCUUGAACUCCUGGCCUCAGCUGAUCUUUCUGCCUCAGCCUCCCAAAGUGCUAGGAUUAUAGUGUGAGCCACCACGUUCAGCCUCUACCUUUUGUUUCUGAGGCCUGAGAUUGGCCUGCAAUGCACAGAGAGGUGAGGGAGGCUGUUCUCUGCAUGGGGUUUGGUCAGGGCUUGGUCUGUGCCCUGAAUGGGGGAGCUCAGUCCAGCCCAGCUCCCAAUUGCUGCAGCGUGUGUGUGGGCUUCUCCAGGAGGAGAGCGGGUUCUGAAGAAAGGGGUCAGAAACUCACUUAUUAAUCUUCUCAUAGGAGCUUCUUGUCCCUGCAUUGCCCUGGUGCAGUGGGCAGCUGAGACCAUCUUUCCACAGGGUGAGGUCUUCCCUGUGUGUGUGUGAUUGUGGCAUAGGAAGGGGAUGUGUUGAUUCUGAGCAAUAAACAGCACAUUUUCGAUAUUCAAUAUUGACUUCUAAAGGCACUUUCCUGUUACCUAAGGAAGAACCCUUAAAGAAGAGGAAGAGGAAAGAAAGACAAGUCAGGCAUGGCUCUCACCCAGGAUAUUACAGAGUAUACAGAUGAACAGCCAGAUGUAAGCAGUCUAUUGGGGACAGGUGACAUUCAGGGAUGUGGCUAUAGAAUUCUCUCAGGAGGAGUGGACAUGCCUGGACCCCGCUCAGAGGACUUUGUACAGGGACGUGAUGUUGGAGAAUUAUAGGAACCUGGCCUCCCUGGCAGGAAUCUCUUGUUUUGACCUCAGUAUUAUCUCUAUGUUGGAGCAAGGGAAGGAGCCUUUCACUGUGGAGAGCCAAGUACAAAUAGCAAGAAACCCAGAUGGAUGGGAAUGGAUCAAAGCUGUGAUCACAGCUCUCUCUUCCGAAUUUGUAAUGAAAGAUUUACCACACAAAGGGAAGAGUAAUACAGGAGAAGUAUUCCAAACAGUGAUGUUGGAAAGACAGGAAAGCCAAGACAUUGAAGGAUGUUCCUUCAGGGAAGUCCAGAAAAAUACACAUGACCUUGAGUAUCAAUGCAGAGAUGCUGAAGGAAAUUACAAAGGAGUGCUUUUGACCCAAGAAGGCAGUCUCACUCAUGGAAGAGAUGAACAUGAUAAAAGAGAUGCAAGAAACAAGCUUAUUAAAAAUCAGCUUGGAUUAAGCCUUCAGUCACAUCUGCCUGAACUGCAGCUUUUUCAAUAUGAAGGGAAAAUUUAUGAAUGUAAUCAGGUUGAGAAGUCUUUCAACAAUAAUUCCUCAGUUUCACCACCUCAACAAAUGCCUUAUAAUGUCAAAACCCACAUUUCUAAGAAAUAUCUCAAAGAUUUUAUCUCUUCUUUAUUACUCACACAGGGGCAAAAAGCAAAUAAUUGGGGAAGCCCUUACAAAUCUAACGGAUGUGGCAUGGUCUUUCCUCAAAAUUCACACCUUGCAAGUCAUCAGAGAAGUCAUACUAAAGAGAAACCUUACAAAUGUUAUGAGUGUGGCAAAGCCUUUAGAACACGUUCAAACCUAACUACCCAUCAGGUGAUCCAUACUGGUGAAAAACGUUACAAAUGUAAUGAGUGUGGUAAGGUCUUUAGUCGAAAUUCACAACUCUCACAACAUCAGAAAAUUCACACUGGAGAGAAACCUUAUAAAUGUAACGAAUGUGGCAAGGUCUUCACUCAGAAUUCACACCUUGUAAGACAUCGAGGAAUUCAUACUGGAGAGAAACCUUACAAGUGUAAUGAGUGUGGGAAAGCCUUUAGAGCUCGUUCAAGCUUAGCUAUCCAUCAGGCAACCCACAGUGGAGAAAAACCUUACAAAUGUAAUGAAUGUGGCAAGGUCUUCACUCAAAAUUCACACCUUACAAAUCACUGGAGAAUUCACACUGGAGAGAAACCUUACAAGUGUAAUGAGUGCGGCAAAGCCUUUGGUGUUCGUUCAAGCCUAGCUAUUCAUCUGGUAAUUCACACCGGAGAAAAGCCUUACAAAUGUCAUGAAUGCGGCAAGGUCUUUAGGCGUAAUUCACACCUUGCAAGGCAUCAGCUAAUUCAUACUGGAGAGAAACCUUAUAAGUGUAAUGAGUGUGGCAAAGCCUUUAGAGCACAUUCAAACCUAACUACCCAUCAGGUCAUCCAUACUGGAGAAAAGCCUUACAAAUGUAAUGAAUGUGGCAAGGUCUUCACUCAAAAUUCACACCUUGCAAAUCAUCAAAGAAUUCAUACUGGAGUGAAACCUUAUAUGUGUAAUGAGUGCGGCAAAGCCUUCAGUGUGUAUUCAAGCCUAACUACCCAUCAGGUCAUCCAUACUGGAGAAAAACCUUACAAAUGUAAUGAGUGUGGCAAGGUCUUCACUCAGAAUUCACACCUUGCAAGACAUCGGGGAAUUCACACUGGAGAGAAACCUUAUAAAUGUAAUGAAUGUGGCAAGGUCUUUAGGCAUAAUUCAUACCUUUCAAGGCAUCAGCGAAUUCAUACUGGAGAGAAACCUUACAAGUAUAAUGAGUAUGGCAAAGCCUUUAGUGAACAUUCAAACCUAACUACCCAUCAGGUCAUCCAUACUGGUGAAAAACCUUACAAAUGUAAUGAGUGUGGCAAGGUCUUCACUCAGAAUUCACACCUUGCAAGACAUCGGAGAGUUCAUACUGGAGAGAAACCUUACCAGUGUAAUGAAUGUGGCAAAGCCUUUAGUCAAACAUCAAAGCUUGCAAGGCAUCAGAGAGUUCAUACUGGAGAGAAACCAUAUGAGUGUAAUCAGUGUGGGAAAGCCUUUAGUGUCCGUUCAAGCCUAACUACCCAUCAGGCAAUCCAUACUGGAAAAAAACCUUACAAAUGCAAUGAGUGUGGGAAGGUCUUCACUCAGAAUUCACACCUUGCAACACAUCGGGGAAUUCAUACUGGAGAGAAACCUUACAAGUGUAAUGAGUGUGGCAAAGCCUUUAGUCAAACUUCAAAACUUGCAAGGCAUCAGAGAGUUCAUACCAGAGAGAAACCAUAUGAGUGUGGGAAACCCUUUAGUAUCUGUUCAAGCCUAACUACCCAUCAGACAAUCCAUACUGGUGGAAAACCUUACAAAUGUAACGUGUGGAAAGUUCUAAAGUCAGAGUUCAAACCUUGCAAGCCAUCACAGAGUUCAUAGUGGAGAGAAACCUUACAAAUGAAGGUGGUAACUUUUGCAGUUAGAAUUCAUUCCUUUGACAACAUCAGAGAAUUUAUGCCUGAGAGAUUCCUUGAAAAUGCAAUGACUGGCUGGGUGCAGUGGCUCACGCCUGUAAUCCCAACACUUUGGGAGUCCGAGGCAGGUGGAUCACCUGAGGUCAGGAGUUCAAGACCAGCCUGACCAACAUGGUGAAACCCCAUUUCUACUAAAAGUACACAAUUAGCUAGGCCUGGUGGCGUGCGCCUGUAAUCCCAGCUAUAUAGGAGGCUGAAGCAGGAGAAUCACUUGAACCCAGGAGGCGGAGGUUGCAGUGAGCCAAGAUCGUGCCAAUGCACUCCAUCCUGGGCAAAAAGAGCACAACUCCAUCUUAAAGGGAAAAAAAAAUGCAAUGACUGUGGCAAACUCCUCAUGAAUUCAAGUAUUAAUAGACAUCCAAGAGUCCAUAAUAAUGAGAAAUCACAUAAAUGUACUGUGUGUGGCAGAGGCUUUAUUCAGGCCUCACAGCUUUGCAGGCAUUAAAAUCUAUGUAUUUGAUGGAACCACACAAAUGUAAUGUGUAAGAGCAUCCUGAAGCUCUUACUCUAAGACUGUAACUGUAGGUGAGGAUUCAUACAAAGAGUGACUCAGUCUCCAGUUCUUUGAUUCACUUUUAAUAUGAUAAACUGCACAAUAAUUACACGUUCCAAUAUGGUAAAACUUAAGACAUUAUAUAUUUCAAAGGUCAAAGGACAUUUGGAAAUGGCUACUUACCUUCAGAUUAUAAAAUCUUUUAUUCCAUUGUUUGAGGUUUCUCAAAAAGGCUACUGUUUGUGACUUUCAACCUGAACUAUGGAUCUGUGGCUAUUUUGCAUCCUUAAGCACCUUUCGUGGUGCCUAUCUGGGGAAGAACCACAGUAUGGAAAGGCUUACUUCAUUACAUGAGGAUCAUUUUUAUCCAUGUUUAUUGAAGAAGGAGGACUCUGCCUUGUAAAAUUAAAUAUUCUCUCAAUUGAGAGACCAUGGUUUAGGGGCAGAAAAUAAUGUAAAACUAUGAUAUCAAUCAUCAUACUGAUUGUGUUCAGGGUGCUUUUCUGAGAGAAAGACACCAUGGGUUUUAGGCAAGUAAGGCUCUACCUGCAUUGAGCAGGCCAAGACCUCAGGACACUGGAAUUUUUAUGAGAGGAAAGUAAUAAGUUAUUAGUGACUGAUUAUGUGAUAGGAAUAGUGCAGGGGAUAUGGUUGCCACUUUCUCUACUGAAUGGCAAUAGCUGUUUUAUAGCAGAGAUUGAUGAAAAAUAGGCUUAUUUUUGAAAUUGAAGAGGUAACAGUUAUUAGAGUGGAGAGCUUGGUCAGAAAAACCAGAAUACCAUGUUUUCUUUUUUUUUUUAGUAGAAUUCACACUAAUUGCUUGAAUUACAUUUUGCUACAGUUUUAUUAAGAAUGUGUCACAGACAUAAUGUUUUGCCAAAAAAAAUUCAACGUUUUCUUAUAACUAUAAACAAAUCACGUUCUUUGUACCAACAUCAUUUUAUCCUACCUCAGUAGGAUACUUCAUAGCAGAUAAUAACAAUACACUCAGUCUUUUAGGUUGGAGGAUGUAGAACAAUUUUUUUUCUUUGUGGAAUCAAACAACAUACAAUUUUGGGAAACUGUAAUCAUACUCUGCACUUGAAUUAUUCUCUCUACCCUCUGCCUUAGAAUAUUUAUAUGGAUAUAAUGAAAAUCCCAUAGAAAGUGCAGUUUUCAUACUCUUACACUCUGAAAGCUGCCACAGUGUUGGUGAAUAUAUACCAUAUUAUAUUUUUACAUGCUUGUGUGCUAAAUAACUAUGGCAUGCAUCUUUAUUUACAUGAAGUGAAAAUACAAAUAUAGAAAGUGUAUGGGCUGGGUGUGGUGGUUCAUGCCUGUAAUCCUAGCACUUUGAGAGCCCAAGGCAGGAGGGUCACUUGAGUCCAGGAGUUUGAACCAGCCAGGACAACAUGGCAAAACCCUGUCUCUACAAAAAAAAUAGAAAUAUUACCCAGGCAGGGUGGCUCAUGCCUGUAGUCCCAGCUCCUCAGGGAGACUGAGGCAGGUGGAUCACUUGAGCCUGGAGGCAGAGGUUGCAGUGAGCCAAGAUCGCGCCAUUGCACUCCAGCCUGGGUGACAGAGCGAGACCCUGUCUCAAAAAAAACAAUUGUAUGAAAAAUAUUGGCUGGGUGUGGUGGCUCACACCUGUAAUCCCAGCACUUAGGGAGGCCGAGGCGGGUGGAUCAUGAGGUCAGAAAAUCGAGGCCACCCUGGCCAACACAGUGAAACCCCAUCUCUACUAAAAAAUACCAAAAAAAAAAAAAAAAUAUAUAUAUAUAUAUAUAUAUAUAGGUUGGAUGUGGUGGCAUGCGCCUGUAAUCCCAGCUACUCAGGAGGCUGAGGCAGGAGAAUCACUUGAACCCAGGAGGUGGAGGUUGCAGUGAGCCGAGAUCGCGCCACUGCACUCCAGCCUGGGCGAGAAAGUGAGACUCCGUCUCAAAAAAAAAAAAAAAAUUAUGAAAUUAUAAAUAGUGCAGAAUAACAAAAAUAACACUAAGAAUGCUAUGCUCACAUAAUUUGACAAGACUAAUAUUCAUGAGUUUCCUCUUAAAAAUGAACAUAUAUAAUGGAAAUUUCAUUUUGUUUUCGUAGGUAAACUAGAAGUUUCAUAAAUUUAGCCUUAUCAUGUUUUUGGUAAUGUUAAUUUGUCACCUCUCCACAGGAAGUGUAUUGAACUCCAUUUACAGUUUGGUUUAGAUAUGGAAAAUGAUGAUGCUGAACAAUGAAGUUUUAGGGAAAUGUGUAUUGCAUAAUGAGGCUUUCUGUGAGAAGCAGGAUUGACUUCCCAAACUGGUCCAAAAUGGCUUGAGAGAGCAGGGAUAAAUAACUUGCUUGGGGUGUUAGGGUAAUAACCUUUAAUAAAAGGGUGGGUUGGGGUGAGGAUCCCACACGUGAUUUGAACUUCCAUCUAGUGCCAAAGGAGGGAACACGGACAUUAUCAGCUUGGCCAGAUGGGCAGAAUAAGAAGAGGGAGUGCAGAGGUAUAAAUGGUGUUAUAAGACAAAAAUCACAAAAUGGAAACUGACUGUAGUACAACACUGAAUAUUUACUCUUGAAACUUCUGAUUUCUGGCCAGGCAUGGCCAGAAAUUACAGGCUCACGCCUGUAAUCCCAGCACUUUGGGAGCCCGAGGCAGGUGGAUCACCUUAGGUCAGGAGCUCAAGACGAGCCUGGCCAACAUGGUGAAACCCCAUCUCUACUAAAAAUACAAAAAUUAGCCAGGUGUGGUGGCGCACUCCUGUAGUCCUAGCUACCAGGGAGGCUGAGGCAGGAGAAUCACUUGAACCCGGGAGACGGAGGUUGCAGUGAGCUGAGAACUCACCACUGCACUCCAGCCUGGGCAAUAGAGUGAGACUCUCAAAAAAACAAAAGAAAUUUCUAACUUCUUUGUUAGGGAAGACCUCCGCUUUCUUCAUAAUAGUAGAUAAUACUCUUCCUUUCUGCUGAACCCAUAGGGCCCAUUACACAACGUCAUUCUUGAAAAUAUUUGUGAAAUGCUGUUUAAAUUGCCUAAAAUAUUUUUACAGUAGUUCAAUGCAAAUGAAUUUGUGGAAAAGUUUAUUACAUAAUAUGAUCAAGCAAUUUUAGCCAAAGGGCAUUUUUCCAAAGGCUGUGUUAUAUUCAUGUCUUGUUCAGUUUAUGGUAUUGUGUAACAUAUUCCAUAGCUUCUUUUCUUUUUUUUUUUUCUUUUUCUUUUUAGACGUGGGGUCUCGCUAUGUUGGCCAGGUUGGUCUUGAACUCUUGGCCUCAAGCAUUCCUCCUGCCUCAGCUUCCCAAAGUGCUAGGAUUACAUGGCCAUGAGCCAAUAGUAGUAAAAUGACUUUUUGUUUUUGUAUAUGAUUUUUACUUUAAGGAUUUUUUCCUUCCAUACAUUUUAAUCCAAAUUAUAUGUUUACUGCAUUUCUUCUCUGUGUUACUCCAGUGAACACUUAGAAAAUACAUAAAUGAGGGUGUUGUUUAGAAAUAAAAUUUUGUGACAUGAAAAUGUAUGUAAAACAAUAGCAGGUACAGACUAGGUUCUCUGUAAAUAGGAAAAUGGAGUGUCCUUGUAAAUCUUUAGUUCAAUUAAAGUACAGGGAUACUAGAUGGUGAAAUGAAGUGUCUUAAUAUGGAAGUUAUCAAUGAUCAGAUGCUUGAAAAUCAAGCGUGUGGAGGUUAACCAGCAUCUGGAGAAGUAAAUGAAAAUACAGUUAAUAAGAGAGUCCCCAAGAUAUUAAUUAUCAUUUAUGCAAAGGAGAUAAUUUCUCUCAGUGAAUGCCUGGAGGCAAUUCAACUUCCUACUGUGGCUGGUAUUUCUUUUCUGAGCCAGAGGAUCUUACAGCAAAACACGAUAUUUGUGCAACUUUUGCAAUGACAGCUGCCAUUUAAUAUACUCCCCUUAGAUUUGUUUCCAUUUUAAAAAACUGAUAUAUAUUCUUUAAUAAGUGAUUUAUCUUUGCAUAUAUAUUUUAUAUCAAUCACAUUUAGAGUAAGAAUCACAGUUAUUAAUGCUUUAUGUGUAACAACUGAAUCAUCAGCUCCUGAAAUAAGUAUUAAUGAUAUUCUCAUUUCAGAGGUGAGGAAACUUAGGACAGAUAAGCAAAAUAAUCAAAUUAGGCUGGGCACAGUGGCUCAUGCCUGUAAUCCCAGCACUUUGGGAGGCCGAGGCGGGGGGAUCACCUGAGGUCAGGAAUUCAAGACCAGCCUGAUCAACAUGGUGAAACCCCGUCUCUACUAAAAAUACAAAAAUUAGCUGGGUGUGAUGGCAGGCACCUGUAAUCCCAGCUAUUCGAGAGGCUGAGGCAGGAGAAUUGCUUGAGCCUGGGAGGCGGAUGUUGCAGUGAGCCAAGUUCCCACCAUUGCACUCCAGUCUCAGUGACAGAGCGGGACUCCAUCUCUCUCUCUCUCUCUCUCUCUCUCUCUCUCUCUCUCUCUCUCUAUAUAUAUAUAUAUAUAUAUAUAUUUAGAAAAUGGGUAGAACUAUGAACAGACAUUUCACUGAAGCAGUUAUACUGAGAUAAAUAGGCACAUAAAAAGAUUUCCAACAUCACCAUCCAUCAAAUCUCAGAUCUCAGCAUAUUCUGCUUUAAAAGACUCAUCUUGUCACAUUUCAGUAAGAGGCAGAAUCGAGAUUUGAAUCCAUGUUGUCCGGUUGCAAAGACAAAGCUUUUAAUGAUGAUGCUACAGUAACAAUGCUAGUUAUUUUUGUCCUUUACUCACCAUCUAUACCUAUUUUGUUAAUAUCUCUUGUAAUUUUUAAAUGGUUUAUCUUCAUAUAUCAUUGUGAUUGUGGUAACUUUGUAUUAAAUCUAUAUUUUUGUAGAUCAA
Pan troglodytes (chimpanzee) is the source of this 13266-nucleotide messenger RNA. RefSeq names its product zinc finger protein 347 (gene ZNF347). Lineage: Eukaryota; Metazoa; Chordata; Mammalia; Primates; Hominidae. Bases 5476 to 7890 code for a protein of 804 amino acids. Gene Ontology annotation, biological process: regulation of transcription by RNA polymerase II. The record is from RefSeq and is a predicted model, not a curated record. The transcript has 5 exons. Gene Ontology annotation, molecular function: DNA-binding transcription factor activity, RNA polymerase II-specific; RNA polymerase II cis-regulatory region sequence-specific DNA binding.